UUUUUUUUUUCAUGUACCUGUCUAUUUUGAUUGUUCUUUUAUUCUGUUUAUCACAAAUAAGCACGAAAAAAGUAACCUAUGAUUGGGUGCUCGAGUAUAAACAUGUCAAUCCGGAUGGCUUACAUGAAAGACGAGUGAUUAGUAUCAAUCAUCAGUGGCCUCCUGUUCCUGUCAAACUCGAAAUAAAUGAUACGCUUGUGCUUCAAGUAUGGAACAAAUUAAAUGAGCCUACUGUGAUUCAUACACAUGGCAUUUUACAAAACAAUGGCUACAAUCUCUAUGAUGGGGCUGCUAUGGUAACACAAUGUCCUAUUCCUCCUCAUCAUGACUUUGUUUAUGAGUUUCCUGUACUACAGGCAGGUACAUUUUGGAUCCAUAGUCAUUUUAAAGUACAGUAUAUGGAUGGAUUAAGAGUUCCUUUGAUUGUGUAUGAUCCAAAUGAAAAGAUAGAGUACGAUGAAGAGGAAAUUAUCACCGUGUCUGAUUGGUAUCAUCAAGAUACUUAUACAAACCUUGAACAAUACAUGAACAAGGAGAACACAGAAGGUGUUGAGCCUAUUCCACAAUCUGGUUUGAUCAAUGAUCAUGUCAACAGCACUUUUAUGUUUAAAUCCGGUAAAACAUAUCGACUUCGAUUGAUAAACAUGUCUGGUAUUGCUGCCUUUCGUGUUUAUUUAGGUGGCCAUCGUAUGCAAGUCAUUGAAGUAGACGGUGUCUUGACAAAACCAACCACCACAUCCAGUGUUUAUUUAUCAGCAGGCCAACGUGUGUCUGUCUUGGUCGAGACAAAAGACAAGACUGAGUUCAACUAUUAUCUUCAUGCCGAUAUGGAUCCUGAGAUGUUGGAUGACAUACCGAGCGACCUUCGUUUGAAUAUCAAAGCACCUGUCUAUUAUAACACAUCACAUCAUAAUUUCUUAGAUACCCCUAUUGAAACAGGAGGGCAUGAAUACGACGAUGCAUUCAUUGAACCUUUAAGAAAAACCCCAGCACUUGUUCCUGAUCGCCGUAUCAACAUGACUAUCGACUUCAUGGUCAACACAGACGGUCUCAAUCAUGGCGUAAUGAACAACAUUCCUUAUCUACCUCCCCUUGUUCCUAGUUUACAUACAGUGUUAAGCAUAGGUGAUUUAGCUAAUAAUACACUUGUCUAUGGUCCACAAUCCCAAGUGUCCAUUUUCCCUCUUCAUCAAGUAGUGGAACUUGUGAUUAACAACUUGGAUGAUGGUAUUCAUCCAUUUCAUCUUCAUGGCCAUGUCUUUCAAGUGAUUGGACGAGGUCAAGGUAUAUUUGAUCAACACAGCCUAGAGGAACCAAGUAACCCUACUUGUCGGGAUACCAUCACUGUUCCUUCAAAAGGCUAUGUUGUGUUGCGAUUCAAGGCAGAUAAUCCUGGUGUCUGGUUUUUCCAUUGCCAUGUUGAUUGGCACCUCCCUGCAGGACUGGCUGCUACUUUUAUUACUGCUCCUGAAUGGAUUCAGCAGCACAUGAAGAUGACACCCGCUUUAAGAGAUCUCUGUUUAGCUUCAGGUACCCCACCCACAGGAAACGCAGCAGGCAAAAAGGGAUUGGAUCUAGAAGGUGUACCCGAUGGAAUUCGACCUAGUGCGAAACAAGACAUGAUGUUGGGUGGAUUGUUGGCUACUUUGUUAGGUACAAGUACGAUUAUUUGGCAUGUUUGGGUAGACAAUAGAGAAAAUUCUUGAACAUAAAAUGUAUGCGUCUCCUUGAAAUCCUUCUUUUUUUUUUUCUCUCUUUUUUUUUUUCUUUAUUUAUUU
Molecule: messenger RNA, 1778 nt
Organism: Gilbertella persicaria
Lineage: Eukaryota; Fungi; Mucoromycota; Mucoromycetes; Mucorales; Choanephoraceae
Product: multicopper oxidase-domain-containing protein
Exons: 9
Coding region: 12-1706 (564 amino acids)
Biological process (GO): reductive iron assimilation; cellular response to iron ion starvation
Cellular component (GO): high-affinity iron permease complex
Molecular function (GO): copper ion binding; ferroxidase activity
Source: RefSeq, a predicted model, not a curated record